GCCAGGCAGUUAUUCAGCUAUUCAUUUUAAAUUCUCUCCUGCAUCCAUUUCCUUCCCUCUAUCUAGUUUUAGCCUUCUCUUCACAUAACUAAGUUUUGCUUUCAACCUUGCUAGCUGCUACUUUUGCUUAUUAUUAUGGCCUUUUAGCACUCAAAAGUUGUCAUAAUACUAGUUCUAUUACUUCAAAGUGUUUUAGUAUCUUUAUCUAUACCACUGUUUUUUAAUUUCAAUCUCAUUUUGUUCUUUUUGUAUCUCAUCUUCCAUCAGCCUCUGUGCAAACAGGUUCUUUUGGGCCCUUUUCUGUGUGUACUUUGAUACUUUUUCACUAUGGUUAUCUCAGCAGCCACUUCAAAUAACAACAACAUCCAUCAGUUGCAAUCUUUCAACUCUCAGAACAACAAUUACCACCUUCGCGACGCGUCCUUCUCUUCGUACUUGAACAACAAAGAAGAGAUCCUGACAGAGUCAGGCCAUGGCUAUGUCAGCAGCAGAAAGGAUCCUCUCGGAGUAAAGAAGGAAGAUGAUGGAGAAAUUGGAGUAUUUGAAGCUGAAAAGUACUUCAAUGGAGAAGAGAUUGGAAGCCCCCCAAGAGUUGCUGAUAAUGAUGCAAACAAGCACCGGCCCCAGAAAGAUGAACAAACAGCUCUUGUAACCAGAAAGUACAAAGUUCAGAAUGGAACUCCAAGUGUAAGGUCUGAAUCAAGCUUGAAUAGCCAAAGUGCACUUUUGCAAAGUGCUGUGAGGAACUCCUCAAGGAACAUGAAAAGCAAAUUGCAUAGGAAGAGUUUUCUAGCUGGUCUUGGUUGCAAAUGCUAUUGUUCUGACAAGAAUUCUGUUGAUAUUAGUGACCAUGCAGGUGAAAUCAGUUUCAGCAAAAAUUCUAGUCAUGGAAAAACAACUUCAAGAAAUAUGUUCAAUGCUGAUCCAGAGGCUAAUCAUUCAGUUAAAGUUACUAGGCCUCACGCAGCCGAAAUCUCGAUUAACAAAGAUGUUUACUUCCAAAGGCCAGAGAAGUUAGGGGUGGGAUUGAGCAAAGAGAACAGUUUAGCACUCUCAGGUUUGAAUUCUAGCUCAGGAAAUAAUCCGGCGAAAAUGCAACUUCAACAAGUAGAGAAGUCAAGGAAUUCAUUGGAAGUGUUUGGCUCCCCAAUACUGAGUAGCAGGAGCAAGUCUUUGAGCUUUGAUAAAAGGUUGGCAAAGACCUCUUCCUCUUCUUGGGAUGCUGCUCCUAAAAUUGAAGAAACUGACUUCUCAGCAAAUUCUGGUGGAAACUACAAUGAUGCUGAUAGUGAUGCAAGUUCAGACUUGUUUGAGAUUGAAAGCCUCACAGGAAAAUCCAACUCCUUCUUCCUUGGUAGAUCAUCAUCCAAUGUUGUUUCUAGCUGUGCCAGCCCCACAACUUGUUAUGCACCGAGUGAGGUAAGCAUAGAAUGGAGUGUGGCCACUGCCAGUGCCUUGGAGUACUCAGCCAUGUCAGAUUAUGAUGAUCAAAGGUCAAUAGGAACCACAAGGAGUCCAAUUACGACAUCCUUAGUUUCCUCAAAUGGUAAACCAAAAGUCGUUGUCAAAGAGACGCAGAGGCGGCGUCCUAGCAUGCUGUUGGGUUGCAAGAGCCAGAAAGCUGUAGGAGUUGCUUUGGAUGCCUUCACAACAUAUGAGAAAACAAGUUCUAACGCGAAUAGUCGUCGCAGGUCUGACACCUUCCCUCAGGUGACAGAGUUUAAGACAGAGACAACAAAGGAAGGAAGUUUUGGUGCAAGACAUAAUAAGCAACAUGCUUAUGCAACAAACCCACUUCAGCGCUCACUCUCACCACAUCCUUCACAACUCUUGUACAUUUAGCUGCUGCUGCUGCUUGAAUACAUGUGUGUGUAGUUGAAAUUUGUUCAAUGAAUAAACCCUCACCACCUAAUCUGUAUGCAUCAUCAUUUUUAGUCUCCAACUUUAUUUAAAAUUUUACAUUAGUCGUUAACUUUAAAAAAUGUCAUUCACUUUGGUGAUUUUUUUUUUUUUUUUUGAAAAACAAGGUGAAUGACAUUUAUUGAAGUUAAGGACUAAAUUGAAUUUUAAUAGAGGUAAAGACUUAAAAUGACUGACAUAUACAAUUCAAGAGACUAAAGUGAUGGUUUAGUCUUUGUUCAAUUAUGUAUCUCGAGUCUUGAAUUUGUGUGAUAGAUGUGUUGUCCAACAAUAAUGGUAGAUAAGCUUUUACUCCAAAGUCCCCAUCUCAAAUGGGAAGUGUCUUGUUUCUCCCCUCUUGCUGAUCUUCAUGUAUUCUUCCACUUGCUUUGUUAGCAGUUUCUGGUAGAAAAUCUUGAUGAGAAUGGAUGCCUUGUAUUCAUGCGUUUGGUCUCAUAUAAAGAAAGAUGGAAUAUGAAAGGUGACCUCGUAUUGUCAAAGCAAUGGAAACCGCCUCUUUAAA
Glycine soja is the source of this 2422-nucleotide messenger RNA. RefSeq names its product protein PHYTOCHROME KINASE SUBSTRATE 2-like. Gene Ontology annotation, biological process: phototropism. Lineage: Eukaryota; Viridiplantae; Streptophyta; Magnoliopsida; Fabales; Fabaceae. The record is from RefSeq and is a predicted model, not a curated record. Bases 328 to 1842 code for a protein of 504 amino acids. The transcript has a single exon.